AUGAUAGAUCCAUGCAAGCCGGAACCGAGCGUCGUAAUCAUAGGCGCUGGCAUGGCUGGAUUGUCGGCGGCACAUCGACUGGCUCAGUGCGGCUUUCAAAAUUUUACGAUUUUAGAGGCGACAGAUAGACCAGGUGGUCGAAUCCAUUCUUGCUGGUUGGGUGACGUCGUGGCGGAGAUGGGAGCCACGUGGAUCGAGGGUGGUUGCGUGGCGAAUCCAGUGUUCACCCUGGCGGCGCAGGAGGGUUUGCUGAAGGCGCCGCUCUUCCGGCCUGAUCCGAGCCGCGGGCUCUUCUGUACUAGCGAUGGCCGGGCCAUCGAUCUUCCGGUCAGCAUCACGGCGUAUCACACCUUCCGACAGAUCGAGCAGCAAGCGGCGGCUCUUUUCGCUCUUGGUUGCGGCCGUGCCCACGGUACGUUGCUGAAUUUUAUGGGCGUCAGAAUUCAGCAGGAGCUGCACAACUUCCCGGAGGAGCAACGGUAUGAUGCCGCGAGGGUGAUGUACGGCAUGACGAACUGCGUGAAAUGCCGAUGCGGAGAUGACCUCUCGCUCGUCUCGGCUGAUCAGUUUGGCAGUUACAUUGAAAUCCCCGGCGGCAAUAUUAGAGUACCGUUGGGGUACGUGGGGGUGCUGGCGCCGCUACUUCGAGACUUGCCUAGUUGUUGCGUCAGAUACUGCAAACCAGUCAGCUGCGUUCGAUGGGGUGCAGUGAGCGGUUCAUCCCCUCGAGCGGUGGUCAAGUGUUGUGACGGCGAGGAAUUUCCUGCUGAUUAUGUCAUCGUGACCGUCUCGCUUGGAGUCCUGAAGCAUCAUCACACGAAGCUGUUCUGUCCUGGAUUACCAGCAGAAAAAGUCGAAGCCAUCAACAAGCUUGGCUACGGUCACGUCAAUAAGAUAUUCCUCGAAUACGCGAGACCUUUCUGGGUCUGGCGAGAGGGUUGCAUCAAGUUGGCUUGGUCCGCCGAAGAGCUGACGGACAGAGACGGUUGGGUGAAAGGUCUGGCAAACGUGGAGGAGUUAGCUAACUCUCAACACGUGCUGUGCGCCUGGGUAUGUGGACGCGAAGCUAUGGACAUGGAGCUGUGUUCUGACGAGGAAGUGGUGGAAUCGAUAACGCGGGUCCUUCGUCAAUUUACCGGUGAUCCCACGUUACCGUAUCCCGCCAAUAUUCUAAGGAGCAAGUGGUGCAUGGAUCAAUACUUUGCUGGUGCCUACAGUUACAUGGCGAUGGACAGCACUGUUGGCCAUCAAUGUGAUCUGGCCAGUCCAUUACCAGGUUCGUGUGAACCGACGCCUCCAAUACUCUUGUUUGCGGGUGAAGCUACUAUACCAGGGCACUAUAGUACGGUACAUGGUGCAAGGCUAAGCGGUAUUCGCGAGGCGGAGAGAAUCAUUCAACUGACGAAACAAUACGGCGGUCCGCCGAAAAUAGUAAAAUAG
This is a messenger RNA of Ooceraea biroi (clonal raider ant), 1440 nucleotides long. Its product is annotated as spermine oxidase. The record is from RefSeq and is a predicted model, not a curated record. Gene Ontology annotation, molecular function: polyamine oxidase activity. Lineage: Eukaryota; Metazoa; Arthropoda; Insecta; Hymenoptera; Formicidae.